This is a messenger RNA of Cotesia congregata, 1392 nucleotides long. The record is from the annotation of a GenBank genome assembly. Lineage: Eukaryota; Metazoa; Arthropoda; Insecta; Hymenoptera; Braconidae.
AUGCAGAGCAUUGUAUUCAAGAAGAAUGAAGAUAUUUACUACCAAAUCAUGGCUUUGGCAUCUGCAAGAGUUAUUUUGAAUCCUAUUCUCCGCAAAACUAUCAAGCAAAUUCUCUUCAGUCGACAUUUUUCAAAAUGUCAACGAAGAAGUUUGGUGUGCUCGCAGUUAUACUUGCCUCAAGUAACAUCACAGAGGCUAUAUGCCGAGAAAAAAGUGUUCAACCGAGAUAAACCACAUUGCAAUGUGGGCACAAUUGGUCAUGUUGAUCAUGGCAAAACAACAUUGACUGCUGCAAUCACCAAAGUGUUGGCAGAACAAGAGCUAGCCAAUGCUAUGGGUUACAGUGAAAUCGACAAUGCCCCAGAAGAAAAGGCUCGUGGAAUCACCAUAAAUGUAGCGCACAUUGAAUAUUCCACCGCAAAUCGUCACUAUGGACACACUGAUUGUCCAGGACACGCUGAUUAUAUAAAGAACAUGAUCACAGGAACAGCGCAGAUGGAUGGUGCUAUUUUAGUCGUCGCUGCAACUGAUGGUGCUAUGCCGCAGACACCUGAUGCUGAAAUGAUUGAGUUGGUAGAGAUGGAAAUCCGGGAAUUAUUAUCAGAAAUGGGUUACGAUGGAGAUAAAGUACCAGUAAUAAAAGGUAGCGCUUUGUGCGCAUUGGAAGGAAAGAAUCCCGAAAUAGGAAGUCAGGCUAUCAUGAAACUGUUGGAAGCAGUCGAUGGCCACGUACCUACACCAAUUCGGGACUUGGACAAGCCAUUUAUGAUGCCCGUGGAGAACGCUUACUCGAUCGCAGGUCGUGGAACUGUCGUAACUGGUCGUCUCGAGCGCGGAAUCAUCAAGAAGGGAAUGGAAGCCGAGUUCAUCGGAUACAGCAAAUCUUUAAAAACCACCAUCACCGGAAUCGAGAUGUUCCAUCAGAUCUUGACUGAAGCUCAUGCCGGUGACCAGCUUGGAGCUCUCGUCCGAGGAUUGAAGAGAGACGACAUAAGAAGAGGAAUGAUUAUGUGCAAACCCGGUACCAUGAAAGCCUACGAUCAUCUGGAAACUCAGGCAUACAUUCUCAGUACUGAAGAAGGUGGCAGAAAGAAACCUAUUCCUAACUUAAUACAAAUCCAGAUGUUCAGCAAGACUUGGGACGUCGCUUGUCAGGUUUCUAUUCCAGACAAACCCAUGGUCAUGCCUGGAGAAGAUUCUAAGCUUGUGUUGAAGCUGUUCAGACCGAUGGUACUCGAAAAAGGUCAGAGAUUCACGCUUCGUGAUGGAACGAUCACUUUAGGUACCGGGGUGGUCACCAACGUCCUCAAACCACUGAAUGAAAAAGAUCGACUGUUAUUAACCGUGGGAAAGAAGAAGCGUGCAAAAUUAACUGCUGAGGCUGCUAAUUAG